Stomoxys calcitrans (stable fly) is the source of this 2728-nucleotide messenger RNA. Its product is annotated as ATP-binding cassette sub-family F member 3. Gene Ontology annotation, molecular function: ATP hydrolysis activity; ATP binding. Lineage: Eukaryota; Metazoa; Arthropoda; Insecta; Diptera; Muscidae. The record is from RefSeq and is a predicted model, not a curated record. The transcript has 8 exons. The coding region runs from base 343 to 2466 and encodes 707 amino acids.
AGAAGACACAUUUCUUUACUGGACGGUGUGGUUGGGUUAAUUUGUGUGUUCGGAAAUUCUGCUAGAAAAACCUUAAAAAAUAUUUCAUAUUUUUAAAUGAAAUUUCCCACACUCAUUGAUUCCUUCCAUUGACAAACUUUACCGCAUACGCUUUCUAGGAGAAGUCACCAGAAAUUGGCGAAAACUUUCACACGUCAUCUCUUCGAAUAGCAAGCAGCAACUGGUUGAGAGUGAAAACCUAAAAAAGAAUUUUUAAGGGUUUUCACACGGGGAUACCAGUCAACACCACACAUUGUGAAAUAACCUGUAUUCUAAAUUCCGAUUCUAACCGCCACAACAAAAAUGAGCCAAUUCACAGCGAUACUCCAAAAGGAAUUUCCAGCAAUGGACAAUGAACUUAAGGAGUACGUGGAAGGGGUUCUCAAAUCCAUUGAUGAUUUUGAGACAUCAGAUGAUAUCUAUGAUGCUGUGGGUGACAUUUUACAAAGUAUUAAUAGCGAAAAGACAGAGGACAAUGUAAGAGAAUUGUGCAUGCAGUUCUUUAGCAUAAUGAAAGUUGGUGCAGCAGAUGAUAUUAAACAGCAAAAAGUUCUAAAUGCCCCGGUCAACAUAGCAGAAAUGGCCAAGAACAUGGAAACAUCUGACAAUGAUAUGCACAGUAUAUGGCUGGUCAACAAGGAUUCGGGCAAUAAAGUUGAUUCGAAAAAAUUGGGCAAGGCUGAGGCAAAGUUACAACAAAAACAAGAAAAACGUCAAGAUUCUACAAAGGGUCCACAAGGCCCUGUCAAAUUGCAGCAAGCAACUGCCUCUCAGGUUACCAAUAAGAAGGCCACCAAAAUGGAUGCCAAAGGCACUAAUCGUUCUAUGGAUAUUAAAAUUGAAAACUUUGAUUUGGCCUUUGGGGACAAAGUUUUACUACAAAACGCCAAUCUUUUGCUAUCAUUUGGCCGCCGCUAUGGUCUUGUUGGACGCAAUGGCUUGGGAAAGACCACUUUACUUCGAAUGCUUUCGGAGCGUCAACUUCAAAUACCUUCUCACAUUACCGUCUUGCAUGUGGAACAGGAAGUUGUGGGUGAUGAAACUUCGGCGGUGGAUAGUGUGCUCGAAUGCGACACAGAACGUACCCGUCUUAUGGCAAGAGAAAAGGAAAUAAUGGCUCUAUUGAACAGUGGAACACAAGAUGCUAACCUAAGUGCAGAGCUUAGUGAAGUUUAUGCCCAGUUGCAAAACAUAGAAGCAGACAAAGCGGUGGCAAGAGCAUCUGUUAUACUUAAAGGUUUGGGUUUCGACAGUGAUAUGCAGCAAAGACCUACAAAAUCAUUCUCCGGUGGAUGGCGUAUGCGUUUGGCUUUGGCUAGGGCUUUAUUCUCUAAACCCGAUCUACUUUUGCUCGAUGAACCCACCAACAUGUUGGAUAUAAAGGCUAUAAUAUGGCUGGAAACGUAUUUGCAAACAUGGCCUACUACAAUAUUGGUGGUAUCUCACGAUCGCAACUUUUUGGAUACGGUGCCAACUGAUAUUUUACAUUUACAUUCCCAACAGUUGGAGCCAUACAAGGGCAACUAUGAGCAGUUUGAGAAAACAAAGAAUGAAAAACUCAAGGCCCAACGUAGAGAAUAUGAGGCUCAAAUGGCUCAUCGAAAUCAUGUACAAGAGUUCAUAGACCGUUUCCGUUAUAAUGCGAAUCGAGCUGCUUCGGUACAAUCCAAAAUCAAAAUGUUGGAGAAAUUGCCCGAACUGAAACCUGUUGAAAAGGAAGUGGAAGUUAAGCUUAAAUUCCCCGAUGUAGAACCUUUGAAUCCUCCUGUUUUAGCUAUAUCCGAUAUUGAAUUCAGAUACAAUCCCAACGAUCCAUUGCCUGUAUUUAAAAAUGUCAAUCUCUCAGCUACAUCAGAUUCCAGGAUAUGUAUUGUGGGUGAAAACGGAGCUGGUAAAUCCACACUGCUGAAAAUUAUUGUGGGACAGCUGACAACGCCCUUGGGAAAUAUUGUCUUACAUCGCAGCUUACGUAUAGGGUACUUUGCCCAACAUCACGUUGACCAUCUCAAUAUGAAUCUAACAUGCGUUGGAGUUCUGGCAGAACUAUUUCCGGGUAGACCUGAUGAAGAAUAUCGCAGGCAGUUGGGUAGUUUUGGAGUCUCAGGAACAUUGGCACUACAAAGUCUGGCUAGUUUAUCAGGAGGUCAAAAAUCCAGAGUAGCUUUAGCUAAAAUGUGCAUGGCCGAACCUAAUUUCUUAGUUCUUGAUGAACCCACCAAUCAUUUAGAUAUUGAAACGAUAGAUGCUUUGGGUAAAGCCAUAAAUGCUUUUAAGGGUGGCGUCAUUUUAGUAUCUCACGACGAACGUUUAAUUAAAGUGGUUUGCAAGGAACUUUGGGUUUGCGGUGAUCGCACCGUUCGCGCCAUUGAAGGCGGUUUGGAUGAAUACAAGCGUGAAGUAUACAAAGAAAUUGAAGCUAAUAGUUAAAUUCUCUACAUGUUUGUGCAUAUGAUGUGAUUCUUCAUAACCGUUACAUUUAUCCAACAAAAGAUAUCAACUACUUUAUUUUCUCCAUAAAGGCCUCAUCCAUUAGUUGAAAUUGUUUUCGAAAAUCGAAUGUAUGAGAUUAAAAAAAUGGCCUCUAAAGAUAGGUAAAAAUAGAAUGAAUUUAUGAAAAAAAAUAGAAAGGAGCAACACAAAAGUCAACCCCACACUCUGUUGUAAUAAAUUUUAUUUAUAAAAAAAUUGA